UACAACGUUGUGUUAAAUAUGAAAUUUUCAACUUUUUAUCUUUUUGUAAACAUAAUUAAACUAAUCGCCUUAUCAGCCUUGUUUCUUGGCAAAUCGUAGCUUAUUGUUUGUUCACAUUUUCAGGUAAAGCAGCAACUUUAGUCUAGUGUUUUUUUCUUUCGCUUAUUUCUAGUAAAAUGGGGUUACUGUCGAAAAUUGCUAUUUUACUGGGAGUUGGAACGAUUACCUAUGUAAUUCGGUGGCACUACAUAGGACGUCUGUAUCGCAGCAAAAGAACCUUCUCGAGCCAAGAACUCGUAGUCAUUACCGGCGCUUCAUCCGGGAUUGGACUUGCGGUGGUCAAAGACCUGGUGAGACGUGGCUGCCACUUGGUGCUGGGUUGUCGUAACGAAGCCGCUGGCCAGAUAGUGUGCGACCAGCUACGGAAACAGUUUGGUUCAGAGGUUCUCGUGGACGUGUACUUCGUGGAUCUGGGCAGCUUGAAGAGCAUCGUUAGCUUCGUGGACAAAGUCGGUCUGCUUGGCAAGCCGGUUUAUGCUCUGGUGAACAACGCUGGGAUAUUCUACGCCCCACCAGCACUGACGGCAGACCAGAUCGAGCAAACCUUCGAGAUCAACUAUCUGGGUCAUUAUUUGUUGACAAUUUUGCUGCUUCCAAAGUUGAAACAACACCCGAACAGAUCACGCAUAGUCAACGUGGUAUCGAAGGCACAAAUCUGUGUGGAACGGUUUCCGGAUACGGAACUGCACCAGUUGUACGACGAUUCCCCGCAGAAUCGCUUCCGAGCGUAUCAGUACAGUAAAUUCUGUUUGGUUCUGUUCGCGCACAAACUAUCAUCGAUUCUGGCCAACUCGAACGUGACCGUUCACUGCGUCGACCCCGGAAACGUCGAAACCGCCAUCUAUCGACACUUUCCCCAGCUCAACAAUAAAGUUCUUUACUACCUGCAGAAGCCUAUUCGUCUGCUCGCAGUGAAAACACCGAGAGAAGGUGCUCAGUCGAUUCUUUACGCCAUUUUAAGUGGCGCGAUACCGCCAUUUUACGUCAGCAAUCAUCAUUCCAGCGAAAGCGAAAAGUCGGAAGUUAAUCCACGCAUCUACAACCCGAUUUUGGGCGACACGCUAUGGACGUUGAGCCGACAAAUGUGUCGCGUUCACCUCCUCGAGAUGAACUAGCCUUGGUUCCGUCGGUGUGGGUUGACGAUGGAAAGGGACUGCGCAAAGAACUUAUCUCCUUCAGCUAUAAAUCUAUGAAGAAACCAUCGGAACUGUCGCGAUGUCUUGUUAAAAUAGGCGACGUUAGCGAUUU
Molecule: messenger RNA, 1308 nt
Organism: Culex pipiens pallens (northern house mosquito)
Lineage: Eukaryota; Metazoa; Arthropoda; Insecta; Diptera; Culicidae
Product: retinol dehydrogenase 12-like
Exons: 2
Coding region: 177-1175 (332 amino acids)
Source: RefSeq, a predicted model, not a curated record